This is a messenger RNA of Microbotryum saponariae, 2233 nucleotides long. NCBI's taxonomy places the organism in Eukaryota, Fungi, Basidiomycota, Microbotryomycetes, Microbotryales, Microbotryaceae. The record is from the annotation of a GenBank genome assembly.
AUGCCACAAAUGCGAACUGUCGUCCCGUCGGGGCUCAACGAGGUGCUCGCGUACAAGUUCCCGCCAAACGCCUACCGCUUCGUGCCGCGCGAACGCCUCUCCGAGUCGCGCCUGACGACUCCAAAGCCUAGUUCGACUAGCCUCUCGCGCUUGACCACGUUCCGAAGAUCGCCGGGCGAGGAGCUGCCUCGUUACCCCCUCACUUCUGCAUCGCACGAUCCUUCUCUCGUCGAUCGGGUUGGCCAGGGCCUGAAGCGAGGGCUCCAGAGGUCCCGGACGGGCCUAGACACGCCUCUUCCGUCUUUCGUCAACUCUUGGUUCGACGACUUUCUGCAUUGGCGGCCUCUUACCCUGUACGAAACGGACAACCACUGCGCAAAGAGUCAUCUGGGGGAUCUCAUAAGGGGCGUCAUCCGAGAAACUGUCUCUCGACUAGCGGAUCGCGAGGUCGCAAACAUGCAGUUUUCUUCGAUUCACAAAUACCUCGGUCAAGAGGGACUGCCGACCCUCACUACCUGGGUGCGCGGGGACAGUUUCGAUAACAAGAUCGCUCUCGAGAUCAACUCGGUCGGCAAACUUGAAAGCCUUCACGACGUUUUAUUUAGAGCACAGAAGCCGAAGCUGUGGCUCGGUUUUGGGUCAGGGUGUCCGAUUGACUUGCGCAUCUUCGACAGCAAUGGUCGCUCGAUGAUGCUUUCGGAGAACGAGGGCAUGAGGCUAGCGAAGGUGAGACUAUGGAACAUCGGGCGGGACGGAAACAUCUAACUCUUCUAAAUGCUGGUGUUGGCGGUUCUCUCAGAUGUCUCUCCAACUGUAUCAAAGCAACGCUCGAUUCGGCGUCUUUUACGCCCCUCCGUACUUCGUCCUUUGCGAACUCGGUGAGUAUGCCUUCCUACUAUUGGACUAGUGGCGUACCCAUAUCUUGGGGGUGACAUAUUGCUAAUUGCGGAUGUUUGCGCGCGCAAAACUCAUUGCUAGUCAUUGAGAAUGGUCGCACCCACUUGUUGACCAGUGAAGUAUGCUCUUCGGCCCUCUUGCCUGACGAGGACUUGCCCUCCGGCGCGGCGCCAAGAUCCGAAAGCUUCUUCUCCACUCUUGUCUCGCUGUUUAUGAGUGUGCAUGCGGAUUACCCGAUCGAGGGUCCACCCGAGGAGAUCAGAAGCGCUCUCAGGCGAACGACAGAGAAGCUAGAGAGCACCCCGUCUGCACCUGUGCAAUCUCCCCCGAUCAGACCGACUCUCGAUGACGUUGCAGGCCCGUUCCUUGUCGAUCAAAAUGCUCCGGUGUCGCUGCGUCACGUCCCGGAUACUGCAGUAAGCCUUCGCGUGCCUUGCUCUCUCUCUCUUGAUUUAACGUAUCAUUUUGGGCAUCAGCUUACUGCCUCUCUCACACCUUGGCAACGAGCAGAUCAUCUGUGGCUCGGAAGCGAGCAAGGACACGGGUAUGUUUGCUACUAGGGUCGAGCUUGAGUGCGAUGGCGAUGUGAGUCGUGCCUGCCCUUUCGGUCAUGUGUUACAACGACGGUACUUCACUGAUCAGUCCUCUUUCCACUUACUGCAGUUCUUCUCCGCCGACUUGGAUGAGAACAAAGCAGCAGAGAUCUUGCCCUGGGUCAGGACACCUGUCGGGGAUCGCGCUCGUCUGGAUCGACUAGAUCUCGUCACUGAGCUUGGCAGGGGUCGAACUGCCACGGGAUGGACGGCUCGAUGGUCUCGCCGGUCAACGGCCGGAGCUCCGGACGCAUCGGCCUCGAAUGAUGCUCCCGCUCGAAUGCAGGGUGGUCUCGUCGCCAAGGUCGUCUCGGCAGAAUAUGCACCCUCGAUCGCGCGAGAGUACUUCAUCUAUACGCAAGCUGUUCCGUCGCUCUCGACCGCUGCGCAAGCCUACUUCCCCAAGUUCCAUGGCCUCUACCGCAGCGGUUCAGAUGGCCGCGCCUACGUCCUGUUGUUGGAAGACGUGGGGAGCACGGUCACCCGGGAGCAGUGGGAGGCGGACACCGAAUUGAGGCGUAAAAUUGAGUGAGUGUACUCCGAGGCGCAGUUCGUCUGAUGCGUUAACACUGCGCAGUGGCUGACUGAACGCGGUUCUGCGUGUUCCUCGUUUUACCAGUGAGGCGUUCCAAGCCCUCGAAAAUGAAGGCGUCUACCACGAUGACCAGAGGUAUCCAAAUGUAACUAUCCGUCCAGACGGUCGCAUUUGCCUCAUCGACUGGGGGCUGGCGAGUUUUUAUUAG